AUGGCCUCGUCUUGUACUGGUAACCCUGGAGGUGAAGCUCAAUUCGGGUGCGACACGCCGGCCGCAGCGGCUGACGCGACGCGGGACUCACCUCCGCCCGAGGAAGGUGAAGACGAAGUGGCGUUUACUCACACCGUUCCCGCCAUCUUCGUCCCGCUCAAAGACGAUCUCCUGCAGCCUAUGAGACCGGCUGAGAACCGCAUUGAGUACCUGCAAAGAAUGCGAGACAACCUAGACACCAACGAGAAAGCGGUGAGAGAAAAUUUGGCGUUCAUGUUUGAACGUGAAGCUCGACGCCGCAUCGCCGCGGCCAAGAAGAGGCUCGAGGGUCCUCUCUCUGUACCUCACGAGCCACAGGAAAUCGGCUGGGAUGAGGCCGAAAAGCUUUUUGCCAACGUCGAGGCCCCCGCAAACCCUCAUCUCCACUACCAUCUGUCACCGGAGAAGCUGGCUGAGUACAGCAACGCGCCUGUCCGCGUGCCUGCUGGACUGCCGCCCCAUGAACGAACGGCGCGGGAGCUCCUUGACGUGGCGCACCACGGUGCAAAGCAGAUGGAGGCAUAUAGCAACAAACACGUCAAGAACACCUCCCAGUGGCGCUGGCGGGAUCAUCAACAGCGUUCCCCUGAGCCCUCCUACCAGCCGCUCCUGUGUCUGCUGCCAAAUGAUGGUCGCAUAUGCUUUAUGCCCAUAGAGGCAAGAGAGCUUCAAGGAUUCUGGCUGGCCUUCAUUUUGCCGAAGCCGACGAACAACAUGUGGAGGCAGCACAUUUUGAGAGGUCACUACAUGGUCAUUGGACGUGAACAGAUCAUCAGUAGGAUGUUACAUGGCUUGCAAGAUGCAAGGGAAAGACACGCCUUGCUAGUUGCGACUAUCGUCUUGUACACGAGCUCGUGAAGGAGAUUUUGGGAUGUAACGACCGGCGGUAAGAGGCAUUGCACAUUGAGCCACAUUGGCUCUCACAUACUUCCAUAAUCGGCGUCUGAACUUAUUCUAGAGCACAAGAUAGAGGAGAGCUCGACCGAUACACAGGCUCUGCUUGCGCGGAACCAUGCUCGAGCCCACCCACAAUAAAUGUGCACAUGGU
Molecule: messenger RNA, 1087 nt
Organism: Cryphonectria parasitica EP155
Lineage: Eukaryota; Fungi; Ascomycota; Sordariomycetes; Diaporthales; Cryphonectriaceae
Exons: 2
Coding region: 1-897 (298 amino acids)
Source: RefSeq, a predicted model, not a curated record